Messenger RNA from Acanthochromis polyacanthus (spiny chromis), 1159 nucleotides. RefSeq lists its product as uncharacterized. The transcript has 6 exons. NCBI's taxonomy places the organism in Eukaryota, Metazoa, Chordata, Actinopteri, Pomacentridae. The record is from RefSeq and is a predicted model, not a curated record. Gene Ontology annotation, biological process: response to bacterium. The coding region runs from base 1 to 1038 and encodes 345 amino acids.
AUGAUUGUGUUGUGGAUUACACUGCUUGUUCUUCAUCAAGGACAUACACUCAUUCCAGUGAUCCCAGUUCAAAUUGGUGAAUCUACAAUGUUCACAUGUGCACUGUUUAAUGUUGAACUCAGCGAUGUAGAAGUCCACUGGUACAAGCAGAGUGUUGGAGAUACUCUGAAACUAAUUGUGUCACUGUGGAAUUCUGUAGCACCUAAAUAUGGGCCAGAGUUUCCUAACUCAAGAUGGAAAGUUAAUUAUGAUGACAAUUUUAGCAACCUGACUAUUUUAAGGACAAUCCAAGAAGACGAGGGAAUCUAUCACUGUGCAAUCAUUGUAUUGUAUGGCAUGAGAUCUCAAUGGAGUGGGACAUAUCUGGUAAUAAAAGGAGACAGUCAGAAGACAUCAGAUUACACUGUUGUUCAGUCCACAGCAUCACAUUCAGUCCAUCCAGGAGAAUCACAGACUCUCCAGUGUUCAGUCUUCUCUGACUCUGAGAACAAAACAUGUUCAGGAGAUCUGAGUGUGUUCUGGUUCAGACCUGGAUCAGAUAAAUCUCAUCCAGACAUCAUCUACACUGAUGGAAACAGACCUGAUGAAUGUGAGAAGAGAUCUGACACUCAGAAGAGCUGUGUUUAUCGCUCCUCUAAGACCUUCAGCUCCUCUGAUGCUGGGACUUACUACUGUGCUGUAGCCACAUGUGGACAGAUACUGUUUGGAAAUGGAACUACUCUGACUAAUGAAACAACACGACCUGAGAUGAUUGCUCUGGUGGUAGCAAUAAUCUGCUUGGCCAUUUCUGUGAUUAUAAAUAUUGCUUUCAUCUGUUACCGAACACAAAGAGGAGCACAGGAACAAUUAAAUGGAAUAGAAUUCACCUCAUCACAAGCAAGACUUGACAAUUUGAGCCAACCUGUGGUUGAUACUGUUGAAGGUGAACAUGAUAUCAAUUAUACUUCACUGCAUUUCUCUGGAAGGAAAGCUACACAAGGAAAGAAGAAGACGGAGUUGAAGUGUGAAGAAAGCGUGUAUUCUCAAGUCCAUUGCUAAAUGUGAAUAUGUCUACAGAAAGCUUGAGAUUUGCUUAAAAUACUGAUCUCUUCCAAUAAGAAUAAAUUCAUGCAAAUUCUCAGUUUUACUUCAACAAAUCUUUGAGUGUUUUUUAAAUAAA